Tachysurus vachellii is the source of this 4275-nucleotide messenger RNA. RefSeq names its product FHF complex subunit HOOK interacting protein 2 (gene fhip2a). The coding region runs from base 274 to 2496 and encodes 740 amino acids. The record is from RefSeq and is a predicted model, not a curated record. The transcript is spliced from 17 exons. NCBI's taxonomy places the organism in Eukaryota, Metazoa, Chordata, Actinopteri, Siluriformes, Bagridae.
AAGGAUUGAUUCCUGCUUUUUGGCCAUGGAAAUGCCACGGUGGCUUUAGCUGGCAACUGUAUGCGUGUGGAUGUUUACUGAAAUAAACACGUGUCAAAACAGUUUUCAGCGCCUAGUUGGUGUACUGUUACUGGAUUUUGCUUAGUUUUAUUUUUCGCGUAAAGGUCGCUUUAUGAAAGCUACAAUCUGGAUCGCGGCGGCGGAAACAGAAAGAAGAAGAUAGAGGAAUUCUCUCGGUCUUCUCGCGAAAAACUCGUCCAGUCCAAGAACAAGAUGUUCUCCAAAUUCACCUCGAUUCUGCAACACGCGGUGGAAGCGCUUGCGCCGUCACUGCCCUUGCAGGAAGACUUUGUCUACCACUGGAAGGCCAUCACACAUUACUAUAUAGAGACUUCAGAUGAUAAAGCCCCAGUAACAGACACUAACAUCCCAUCUCACCUGGAGCAGAUGCUGGACAUCCUGAUCCAGGAGGAGGGAGAGAGGGAGUCUGGCGAAACGGGGCCGUGCAUGGAGUACCUGCUCCAUCACAAGAUCCUGGAGACGCUCUAUACCCUGGGCAAGGCUGACUGUCCACCUGGUAUGAAGCAGCAGGUUCUGAGCUUCUACACCAAACUACUGGGCCGGAUUCGCCAGCCACUCCUGCCUCACAUCAAUGUGCACAGACCUGUCCAGAAACUGAUCCGUAUAUGCGGCGAGGUUCUGGCUGCUCCUACAGAGAACGAAGAGAUCCAGUUUCUCUGCAUCGUCUGUUCCAAACUCAAACAGGACCCCUACCUUAUUGACUUCUUCUUGGAGAAUAAAGGAAAACGAGUAGACGACAAAGUACCAGGAGCCGACGGGCAAAAAGAGGAUCCUUCGUCUCCAGAUACGGGUCAGCAGCAGAGCGACGGAGUCGCGUGUGACAACAGCAGCCCUGCACACGGUGCCGCGGCUGCGCUACACACCAACCACAGCAGCAACAGCUACAAUCUGGUCAGCUCUCUGCUCAACCUGACCAAGAGCCCGGAUGCCCGUGUGGUGGUGAAGGCGUGCGAGGGUCUGAUGCUUCUGGUCAGUUUGCCCGAGCCUGCGGCGGCAAAGACGUUAACGGAAAGCACAGAGCUGUGUGAGCUGCUCACGGCUCGCCUCACUUCAAUCUAUCAGGCGCUGCCUCAGUCCAUGGAUCCUCUCGAUAUCGAGACCGUGGAGUCCGUCAACUGGGGGCUGGAUGUGUACAACUUGAAGGAAGAUGCUGCUGCCUUUACAGGGAAGCGAGCGCUCAUUUCCUUCCUCUCCUGGCUGGAUUACUGCGAUCAGCUGAUCAAAGAGGCGCAGAAGACCGCGGCAGUAGCUUUAGCUCGGGCGGUGAGGGAGCGCUUCUUUGUACCCGUGAUGGAGCCACAGCUCAUGCAAACGUCAGAGGUGGGCAUCCUGACCUCCACAGCACUGUUGAAUAGGAUCAUCAGGCAGGUCACGUCGGACGUCUUGCUGCAAGAGACCGUCCACUUCCUGUUGGGAGAAGAACUGGGUCCCGAGACGCCGGCCAGCAUUACCCAGAAUCCCCUGAGGCACAGACUUAUCGGUCACUGCGACCAUCUUUCAGACGAGAUCAGUAUCAUGACCCUGCGGCUGUUCGAGCAGCUGCUGCAGAAGCCGUGCCAGCACAUUCUGCACAACCUGGUGCUGCGCAGCAUCGACGAGCGCAACUACAUCGAGAACAAGGCCCAAGAGGAGCGCGAAGAGCGCGAGCACAUGGAGAACGGGCAGCCUCACGACACCGUUGAUUUGGAAGAGGACCCUCUGUUCUCCGAUUUGUCUCCAGACACCAGGCUGUCCAGUCCCGAUUGGCUGAGCUGCUCACCGCCACCUAGCACAGAACACACCAAGCCUGAUGGGAAAACCGAGGUCCACAAAAUUGUAAACAGUUUCUUAUGCUUAGUCCCGGACGAAGCGAAAUCGUCUUAUCAAGUCGAAGGCACCGGUUACGACACUUACCUGAGGGAUGCACACAGACAGUUCCGAGACUUCUGUGGCAUCUGCCAGAGGUGGGACUGGCGCAGCAGCCCUAAACCUAUUGAGAAGUGUAACCUGGACAUCCCCUUCUUUGAGGGACACUUCCUUAAAGUGCUCUUUGACAGAAUGGGACGUAUCCUAGACCAGCCAUAUGAUGUCAACCUGCAGGUCACAUCAGUGUUAUCCAAGCUGUCUUUGCUGCCCCAUCCUCACUUGCAUGAGUAUUUGCUGGACCCCUACAUCAGCCUGGCACCUUGCUGCAGAUCCCUCUUCUCCGUCGUUGUCAGGGUGGUGGGAGACUUGAUGUUGAGGAUCCACCGUAUUCCAGAUUUCAACCCUAAACUGCUGCUAGUGAGGAAGAGGCUGCUCGGGAUGGAGCCGGAGGGGUCGAGUAUUGAUCACGUGACAUUGCUGGAAGGAGUCAUCGUCCUGGAGGAGUUCUGUAAGGAGCUGGCGGCCAUCGCGUUCGUCAAGUUCCACGCUACUGCGUCUUCAUCUCCAUGAGCUCCUACCCGCCGUGCCGUGGUGGACACAAGCAUCAUUGGCACAGUUCAGACUCGCCACAGAGUGGGCAACUGGCACAGGAACCACCACCUGAAUCCCAUUCAUCCUUCAGAUCAGGCUCCUGCCUGUAAAGAUCCAAAGGGUCGACACUCAUCCAUCUGAGAACAGGAGAGAUCAGGAUGGAGUAAAAAGCCCACAGGUCAAACCUGCACACGUGUGAUAGUGAAAGGUGAUCAUAGUAGCACUCAUGAUGCAUUUCCUUGUGCUUUAUCCUGUUUCCGAUUCAUCCAAAUCAUCAUUUUUUCUGUUUUUCCAUUUUAUGUUCGUUUUUUAAAUUCGCCUUUUAUUGUUCUUCUGGCCUGUAAUUUUUUUUUUAAUGUUUCUUUUUGCACAUGAACCUGCUGACUUUCAGAUUUUCAGGCUUAUUUAUUCUUGUCCAAAACGGAUCAUAGUUCUGUGAGACCUAAAAAAAAAAAAAAAAAAAAAAAAUCCGAAUUGUUGAUUAGAGAUACUAAUUGAAGAAAAAAAAAAAAAAGCUCUUGAAUAUGUCUAACGUGAAAAAAAAUAGAAUUUUACUAAUCUGUUGUUACGGUAACAGAUACUGUGUUCCUAUUAUUUUCUUUUGGGGAAACGAUACCAAAUGAUGGACUACGUAUCCAACAACGCAUAUGCAACCUAAAUCAUUAUCUGUAAUGUUGAUACUUUUAAUAACUCAGGAUCAGAAAUCGAACUGUGCUUAAAAAAAAAAAAAAAAAACAACAACGAAAUAGAAUGAGCAGAAUGAGCUGCUUUUAAUCCUGUUUGUUUUCUCAGUCCUGAUCCCUCUUUCCAUCUGUUUAAAAAAAAAAAAAAAAAAAAGAUAUAACGUGGACUCUGAAUGUUUAAGACGGACUGCGCACGUUUGCACACGAGAAAAUCGGAUUUCACUGGAGCGUCCGCGGAGAACUGUGCGUCACGUUCACGACAGUGUUUGAGAACCUUCCGGGUUUUUUUUUUUUUUUUUUUUUAAUGGUUUAACUUCUUCAUUGCCUUACAUGUGUGUGUUUUAAUUUAUGUCUCGUGUAAGCGUGAGCCUUGUACUUCGCUAGGAUUUAGCCGUCACUCUUCCACAUUUUACAGUUAUUUAUUAUAGGUAUGAAUUUUCUGGGGCUUUCUAAAUUUUAAAGGCUCCUUUUAUUACUUCAGUAUUAUUACAGAACAUCCGCCAUCUUUUUUUUUUUUUUUUUUUUUUUUCUUUCCUUCUCCGUCGUCUAUAUUUUAAAACAUGCACCAGCAAUAGUGUUGUCCAGUAGACUUUUAUUUUCUGUGAGACGCAUAAACUUUACACCUCUGCAAUCGUCCAUUUACUGUACAGCUGAGGUUGUGAAGCAGUUCUGUUAUUAUUAUUAUUUUAUUUUUUUUCCAUAAUUAAUGUAGGCAUGUGUUGAUAAUCAAUUCUGCAAUAACUCAGCGUUAUGUAACAUAACAGGACGUGCUGUGUAUUAUUAGACGAAUUAUCACUCAAUAUCAGCAUGCCCUGAAGUGAUUAAUCCUCUAGCACGGUAAAGAGAUGUUAGGAUGUUAGAUUAAACGUUACGCCGUAUAGCGAAGGCUAAAUCCGGUAAACUUUUUUUUUUUUUGGCGGUUAUUGUGACGUGAUUAGCAUCACAUGCCUGUAGAAACCCUUUUGCUUCGAUCUCUUCUUUCCAUUUAACUUGAUUAUCUUCUCCCCUCCAAAUCGAUCCAAUUAAUCAAACUUGCAGUCGGUGUAUAAUUAAAUUGCACAUUCACACUUGACAA